UUUCUCUACUAUUCUUUUCUUACUGGAUGAAGGAAGUAGGUUUGGCUUCUCCUUUGAGUAGAAUUACACCUAAGAGGAAGAAGAACUUGCUGCCUUGCACGACCUGUUUUCACCUGGAAUCAUUUAUUUCAGAUAAGGACCUAAAGACAGAAGGAUUUGAACUGGAAUCCUGCCGCAGCAUGAUUGCUUUAAUGGAUACAGACGGCUCGGGGAAGAUAAACUUCGAUGAAUUUCGACACCUCUGGGACAAGAUUAAAAGCUGGCAGAAAAUUUUCAAGCGUUACGACACAGAUCACUCAGGAACCAUUAACAGCUACGAGAUGCGCAAUGCGGUCAAUGACGCAGGGUUUCGGUUGAACAACCAGCUCUACGACAUCAUCACCAUGCGCUACGCCGACAAGAACAUGAACAUCGACUUCGACAGCUUCAUCUGCUGCUUCGUGCGCCUGGACGCCAUGUUCAGAGCAUUCCACGCCUUUGAUAAAGAUGGAGAUGGCAUCAUUAAGCUCAACGUCCUGGAGUGGCUGCAGCUCACGAUGUACGCGUGACACCGGCCCCAGAGCCCACCUUCAGCGAGACAACGCUCAAGGCGUCCGUUUUGGGCCACAAGCUUCAUUCAUCCCCAGCGCAAACGAGCAUUUCCUAAUUAGGUGCUUCACUCGCCGAGAUAAACAGCGCCUGGGAAGGAUCCCUGGGAAAAAGAGAAC
This is a messenger RNA of Calidris pugnax (ruff), 707 nucleotides long. Its product is annotated as calpain-3-like. Lineage: Eukaryota; Metazoa; Chordata; Aves; Charadriiformes; Scolopacidae. The coding region runs from base 27 to 548 and encodes 173 amino acids. The record is from RefSeq and is a predicted model, not a curated record. Gene Ontology annotation, molecular function: calcium ion binding. The transcript is spliced from 6 exons.